Molecule: messenger RNA, 1342 nt
Organism: Mollisia scopiformis
Lineage: Eukaryota; Fungi; Ascomycota; Leotiomycetes; Helotiales; Mollisiaceae
Product: Indoleamine 2,3-dioxygenase
Exons: 3
Coding region: 1-1242 (413 amino acids)
Biological process (GO): 'de novo' NAD+ biosynthetic process from L-tryptophan
Cellular component (GO): cytoplasm
Molecular function (GO): heme binding; indoleamine 2,3-dioxygenase activity; metal ion binding
Source: RefSeq, a predicted model, not a curated record
AUGUUAGGUCCUCUCAAUAUUAAUCUAGCCGACUUCAAUGUUUCAUGUGAAAAUGGUUUUCUGCCGGAUGAAACCCCCCUGGAGCGGUUGCAAGAAACGUAUCAGGAAUGGGAGGCCAUAAUUGAGAAGUUGCCAUUACUAUUGCAGACAAAAUCUCUCCGAGCCUCAAUAGACCGUAUGCAAAUAUUAUCAACCGAUCACCUCAAAUCAGAACCAGAAUGGCAGAGGGCCUAUUUGAUUCUCUCUUUCUUCACUCAUGGCUACAUUUGGGAAGCUGGCGGCCCAUCUCAACGAUUACCGCCACAAAUCACAAUACCCUUUCUCAAAAUAUCACACCACUUCGAUCUCCCAACAACAGCUACUUAUUCUGCCUUGAAUUUAUGGAAUUUUGCUGCCAUCUCACCUGAUGCCGAUAUCAGGAAGAUCGAGAACCUCAGAUCAUUGAGCACUUUCACAGGUGGUGAAGACGAAGAAUGGUUCUACUUGAUUUCAGUAACCAUCGAGGCUCACGGUGCUCGCGUCAUUCCGACCAUGAUGAAAGCUAUCGAUGCUGUCAGAGCGAAUGAGUCUAGUGUGGUUACUGAUGCUUUGAUCCAAUUCUCACAUUGCGUCCAAGAGAUCGGAGAAAUAUUGAAGCGCAUGACAAAGAAGUGUAGACCCCAAGUUUUCUACAAUGAGAUCAGACCUUUCCUCGCAGGAAGCAAGAACAUGGAGGUAGCUGGCCUACCAAAUGGUGUGUUUUACGAUGAGGGAGAAGGAAAGGGACAAUGGCGAAAGUAUAGUGGCGGUAGCAACGCACAGAGUUCUCUAAUUCAAUUCUUCGAUGUCAUUCUUGGAGUCCAACACUCUCCAACAAAAGGCUCUAUAGGGCUAAAGAACGGGUUCCUUCGGGAAAUGCGCAAAUACAUGCCAGGCAAACAUCGAGAGUUUUUGCAACACAUUGAGUCGGUUUCCAACAUCAGAAGUUACGCCGAGACCACAUCCGAUAACCAGGUCACCGAAGCAUACAACCGAGCUGUCGAAGAGCUGAAGAAAUUCCGAGAUGUUCACAUUGGCAUUGUCACCCGAUACAUCAUCAAUCCGGCAAGACAACAUUCUCCCGCAGCGAAUGCGGGGCUGAACCUCGCUGUAGCAUCAGCAAACCCGUCUUCAACAAAGGAGUUGCACGGUACUGGUGGGACACAGCUUCUUCCUUUCUUGAAGCAAAGUAGAGACGAGACUAGAGAUACAAGGAUACCUUGAUGUAGAGAUAGUUUUUUUGCAUAAGGCCAGAUAGGGCAAGCGUUGGUGGCAAUUUUUGGCGUAGCUUAGACGGGCCACAUUGCUUUGGGUCCUAUGGGAG